AUGAAGGUCCUCUUCCCUCUUCUGACGGCCAGCCUGGCCAGCGCUCACACCAUCUUCUCUUCUCUUGAGGUCGGUGGUGUGAACCAGGGCGUCGGCAACGGUGUUCGUGUUCCUUCCUACAAUGGCCCCGUUGAGGACGUUACAUCCAACUCAUUGGCCUGCAACGGUCCCCCUAACCCCACAACUCCAACCUCUAAGGUUAUUACCGUUCAGGCCGGUCAGAACGUCACGGCCAUCUGGCGCUACAUGCUCAACUCUGCUGGCUCCGCACCAGCGGAUGUCAUGGAUAGCAGCCACAAGGGCCCUACUAUCGCGUACCUGAAGAAAGUUAGCGAUGCCACCACCGACACCGGUGUCGGCAACGGAUGGUUCAAAAUCCAGCAGGAUGGUUAUAGCGGUGGCGUCUGGGGUACCGAGAAGGUCAUUAAUGGCCAAGGCCGCCACAGCAUCAAGAUUCCCGAAUGCAUUGCUCCCGGCCAGUACCUUCUUCGUGCGGAGAUGAUCGCUCUUCACGGCGCUGGAAGCUACCCUGGUGCUCAAUUUUACAUGGAGUGCGCUCAGAUCAACGUCGUUGGAGGCACUGGAUCCAAGACUCCUUCGACAGUCAGCUUCCCUGGUGCCUACAAAGGAUCUGACCCUGGUGUCACCAUCAGCAUUUACUGGCCUCCUAUCACCAGCUACACGAUUCCCGGGCCCGCUGUGUUCACCUGCUAG
Colletotrichum spaethianum is the source of this 714-nucleotide messenger RNA. RefSeq names its product putative endo-beta-1,4-glucanase D. The record is from RefSeq and is a predicted model, not a curated record. NCBI's taxonomy places the organism in Eukaryota, Fungi, Ascomycota, Sordariomycetes, Glomerellales, Glomerellaceae. The transcript has 2 exons. Bases 1 to 714 code for a protein of 237 amino acids.